This is a messenger RNA of Pristis pectinata (smalltooth sawfish), 3817 nucleotides long. RefSeq lists its product as uncharacterized. The transcript has 16 exons. Gene Ontology annotation, biological process: protein ubiquitination. The record is from RefSeq and is a predicted model, not a curated record. Bases 338 to 3754 code for a protein of 1138 amino acids. NCBI's taxonomy places the organism in Eukaryota, Metazoa, Chordata, Chondrichthyes, Rhinopristiformes, Pristidae. Gene Ontology annotation, molecular function: protein binding; ubiquitin-protein transferase activity; zinc ion binding.
GAUCGGGAGCUGCAGCUCGGGCAAAGGCUGUAACACCGGCCGGGGUUUUGUUUACGCGGGCUUUUUCUUGCAGAAUCGGCCCGGAGAAACGGAGGAGUAGCGGCUCCCUCACAGUGUUUAAAAAGCUCGUGUGUUUUCGCGGGCUUUUUUUUCUUGCAGAAUUAAGAAGGGCCAAUAAAAAAGAGGUCGUGUACAGCGGAGCGGCCAUUGUGCAGCGGCCCGGCUUCGGCAAGAGGCGAGGUAGUGGUUACAGAUCGGCAGAUAUGAUGUUGUGGCCGUCACUGAGACGUGGUUAAAGGAUGGAUGUCUUUGGGAGCUGAACGUCCAAGGAUACACGAUGUAUCAGAAAGAUAGGCAGCAGCUCCCCGAAAGUGUAAGGAUUGUGAAUCAGGAAGUGCGGGUAGUUAUCAUGGCUUCGAAAGGCCAGGUCGAGAGUUUAACCGAGGAGGCAAUUUGUCCCAUCUGCCUGGAUCUCUUCACCAAUCCGGUGUCACUGGAGUGUGGACACAACUUCUGCUGCUCCUGCAUCACACGGUGUUGGGAAAGGGAGGAGAGAAACUCCUGCCCGGAAUGCAGAGAGGUGUUUGCGGACCGCACCCUCAGGGUAAAUCGGGCCUUAGCAAGACUGUCUGAGAAACUUCGAAAAUUAAACUUGAAUCUGAAAGAGAAGGAAAGUAAACUUCACUGCGAGGAACAUCAGGAAGAACUGAAGCUGUUUUGUGAAACGGACAAGAAACUGAUCUGUGUGAUUUGUAGGGAUGCGUGGGAACACAGAAAGCACCGCUUACUGCUGAUUAAAGAAGCUGUUGAAGUCUGCAAGGAUCAGAUUAAAUCUUCCUUAGAAUCCCUCACAAAAAAGAAAUCAGAUUUCCAGGAAAUGGAGCAACAACAGAAAGAGAAGAUCUCCAGAGUUCAGGAACAGUCACACAGCCUUCAGUCCCAGACCACAUCCCAAUUUGCUGAACUGCACCAGGUUCUCACUGAGAAGGAGCAGCACUUACUCAGAGAUCUCAGGGAAGAAGAGGAGAGGGUUCUAAAUCCGAUGGAGAAAAAUCUUCGAGCGAUUCAAGAAAACUUAAAUUCUAUAGAGGAGGAACUCUCAAGGUUACAGGAACGGAUGAACCAAGAAGAUAGUGUGAUAUUUCUCAAGGAGGAGGCUCGUCGAAAGGAGAGGAUUGGCGAUGAUGUCCAGACAUUGUCAGUGACUGAUGGUUCCCUACCGGUUGAAAAAUUUGAUCACCCCCAUUUGCUGAGCACAGUGUUGGGAGAAAUGUUUGAUGCCAUUAAGCCAGUCUGCGUGACCCUGGAUGUAGGAACAGCGCAUCCGCGGCUCGAGGUGUCUGAGGAUCAGAAGAGUGUGAGGUGGACCCGGACCCGGAGGGAUCUCCCCGACACCAGGAAGAGAUUCACAGUCUGGCCCUGUGUGCUGGGAUCGGAGGGAUUCACAUCGGGGAGACAUUACUGGGAGGUGGAGGUGGCGGGGAGUCGGGUCUGGUGUCUGGGAGUCGCCGCAAAGUCUGUGGAGAGGAAGCGACGGGUCGGACUGAUCCCGGAGAACGGAUUCUGGACCAUCGAGGGGGAUGGUGACAAGUUUUCUGUGAACACCUCCCCUCGAUCCCGUCUCCCUGCCGGUCGCAUCGCCUGGAGGGUGGGAGUUUAUCUCAGUUACGGGUCCGGGACAGUUUCAUUUUACAGCGCGGACACCAAGUCCCAUCUCCACACCUUCACUGGGAAUAAAUUCACGGAGAAACUUUAUCCUUUCUUCUGGACUUGGGAUGGAAACUGGCUGAGAAUCUGCUCCGGUUCCGCUCCGGCGGAACAGAAAUACUUUUGUGAAAAUACAAAGAUUGAGCCGCGGGCGGCGGCUCCCCCGGGUCCUAAAGUCCACUGGAUGAGUGCAAGUGGCGCCAGAGGCAGUGCUGACUGGAAGGAAGUCUUUGUGACCCUGGAUGUGGAAACGGCGAGUCCAUGGCUCGAGGUGUCUGAGGAUCGGAAUAGUGUGAGACGGACCCGGACACCGAGGGGUCUCCCCGACACCGGGAAGAGGUUCACAUACUGGCACUGUGUGCUGGGAUCGGAGGGAUUCACAUCGGGGAGACAUUACUGGGAGGUGGAGGUGGCGGGGAGUCAAUUCCGGGGUCUGGGUGUCGCCGCAGGUUCUGUGGAGGGGAAGGGAACUGUCGAACUGAUCCCGGAAAACGGAUCCUGGAUCAUCGUGCGGGCUGGUAACGAGUUUUAUGUGAACACAUCCCCUCGAUCCAGUCUCCCUGCCAGUCCCAUCCCCGGGAGGCUCCCCGAAAGUGAAGGGAAAGUGAAUCAGGAAGUGCGGGUAGUUAACAUGGCUUCGAAAGGCCAGGUCGAGAGUUUAACCGAGGAGGCAAUUUGUCCCAUCUGCCUGGAUUUCUUCGCCGAUCCGGUUAUACUGGAGUGUGGACACAACUUCUGCCGCUCCUGUAUCACACGGUGUUGGGAAAGGGAGGAGAGAAAUUCCUGCCCGGAAUGUAGAGAGGUGUUUGCCGACCGCACCCUCAGGGUAAAUCGGGCCUUAACAAGUCUGUCUGAGAAACUUCGAAAAUUAAGCUUGAAUCCGAAAGAGAAGGAAAGUCAACUUCACUGCGAGGAACAUGAGGAAGAACUGAAGCUGUUUUGUGAAACGGACAAGAAACUGAUCUGUCUGGUUUGUGGAGAUGCGCGGGAACACAGAGAGCACCGCUUCCUGCCGAUUAAAGAAGCUGCUGAAAUGUACAAGGAUCAGAUUAAAUCUUCCUUAGAAUCUCUCACAAAAAUGAAAUCAGACUUGCAGGAAAUGGAGCAACAACAGAAAGAGAAGAUCUCCGGAGUUCGGGAACAAUCACACAGCCUUCAGUUCCAGAUAACAUCUCAAUUUGCUGAACUGCACCAGAUUCUCACUGAGAAGGAGCAGCGCUUACUCAGAGAUCUCAGGGAAGAAGAGGAGAAGAUUCUAAAUCCAAUGGAGAAAAAUCUUCAAGAGAUUCAAGAGAAUUUAAAUUCUAUUCAGGAGAAACUCUCAAAAUUACAGGAACGGAUGAAUGAAGAAGACAGCUUGAUAUUUCUCAAGGAGGAGGCUCGUCGGAAGAGGAGGAUCAAUGACGAUGAGCAGGCGUUGCCUGUGACUGAUGGUGCCCUACCGGUUGAAAAAUUCGAUCACCCCUUUUUGUUGAAUACAGCGUUGAGGAAAAUGUUUUAUACAAUUAAGCGAGUCUCUGUGACCCUGGAUGUGGGAACGGCGCGUCCGGAGCUCGAGGUGUCUGAGGAUCGGAAGAGUGUGAGAUGGACCCGGACCCGGAGGGAACUCCCCGACACCGCGAAGAGGCUCAAAGACUGGUCCUGUGUGCUGGCAUCGGAGGGAGUCACAUCGGGGAGACAUUACUGGGAGGUCGGGGUGGCGGGGAACAGGGGCUGGACUCUGGGAGUCGCCGCAGAGUCUGUGGAGAGGAAGGGAAGGGUCGGACUGAUCCCGCAGAACGGAUUCUGGACCAUCGGGCGUUAUGGUGACGAGGUCUAUGUGAACACCUCCCCUGGAAUCCGUCUCCCUGCCGGUCCCAUCCCCGGGAGGGUGGGAGUUUAUCUCAGUUACGGGUCAGGGAUAGUUUCAUUUUACAGCGCUGACACCAAGUCCCAUCUCCACACCUUCACUGGGAAUAAAUUCACCGAGAAACUUUAUCCUUUAUUCGGGGCUGAGGAUGGAAACCGGUGGCUCAGAAUCUCCUCCGGUUCCGCUCCGGGUCUGUAACAGGGUCGGGUCCCAGGAUCGGCGUCAGGAGGAAGUCGAUGUAAAUAUAAAUGUGGGGAGAGU